AUGGGUGCAUAUAGGGGUUUUUGUGCGGUGGGGAUAUUGUUGGAGGCGGAUGGGUGGGCUAUGUCGGACGCGGUGGCGCGAAGAAAAAGUAAUGACUGGAACGCGCAUGGACAGCACAAAGCACACAUAGGAUCCAUUCGACUCGAAUAUCACGUCCGUUUGUAUUUUCAGACCAGACCGCAUCCUCUGCCCUCUUUUCGCUCCGCCACGUUAUGCACACUGCCUGGCUCCGCGCGACGCGGCACGGCUCCCCUCUGCGUUGGAAUCUGA
This is a messenger RNA of Heterobasidion irregulare TC 32-1, 270 nucleotides long. RefSeq lists its product as uncharacterized. The record is from RefSeq and is a predicted model, not a curated record. Bases 1 to 270 code for a protein of 89 amino acids. NCBI's taxonomy places the organism in Eukaryota, Fungi, Basidiomycota, Agaricomycetes, Russulales, Bondarzewiaceae. The transcript has a single exon.